This is a messenger RNA of Oryzias latipes (Japanese medaka), 4795 nucleotides long. RefSeq names its product toll-like receptor 9 (gene tlr9). The record is from RefSeq and is a predicted model, not a curated record. Lineage: Eukaryota; Metazoa; Chordata; Actinopteri; Beloniformes; Adrianichthyidae. Gene Ontology annotation, molecular function: pattern recognition receptor activity; protein binding. Gene Ontology annotation, biological process: positive regulation of interleukin-6 production; defense response to virus; canonical NF-kappaB signal transduction. Gene Ontology annotation, cellular component: plasma membrane.
ACUGCUGUUGUUUUCCUUCAGAGUAAAUGUCAGCGUCAUUGCGGGUAAACGAUUAAUUACACAGGAAGCGUCAAAAACGGCAGCUUUGGAUCCUUCUGCAGGUGGUUUUCUUUUUUCUUUCUUUUCUUUUUUGUAUGCUUUCAGUGCAGACUGAUGACACAAGUAUCAUCUGGGCUAAAUGCAAUCACGAAACUUGGAAAUGAGUGCUUGCAAUCAGCCUAAAAAGAGCUUGAAGAUGGUUUUGGUUCAUCAUUGGAUCAAAACUAUGAUUUCAAAGAUUCUAGUAUUUCUUAAGUGGUUAACGAUUAAAUAGGCCCUACAAGGUUGAUUGCCAAUGGCGGAUUCUCCUUCUGUCACUUGUCUCUACCUUUGUAUAGCCACAGAGUAAAAGCAUAGAAAAAAAGAUUAAAUGUAUGCAGAGGAGACUACAUCAAAGAUGUCUUUUUUUGUUUUAAAAAAUACAAUUUUGCUUUUAAAAUCUGCCAACAAAAUGUUUACACAUGGCUUGCCUCAUUGAUCUCAGUUUGGUCACAUGGUUUGGUCCAGACUUCUGCAUCUUCAGCCACUAACUUUCACUUCUGCUUAAAUGAAACCUGUCACUGCACGAUCGGAGACAUGCAGUUUUCAAUUUACAGAGUCACUGCUUGGAUUGCUGUAUGUACAUUUUGCAGCAAAUUUUAAACUACAUUUACAGACUCCUAUGGCAUCGGUGACAACUUCCUUCAUCCUUCUCCACCUUUUUACUUUUGGAAAUACAAUAAAUACCAAUUUUUUACCAUGUGAAGCUGACGUGAAUUCCAUCUCCGUGGACUGCUCCUUCAGACCUCUCAAGUAUACACCCUCGUUUCAAUCUUCCUCUGUGUUGGAGAUCAAUUUGGGCUACACCAAGAUAAAACACGUGGGACAUCAUGCCUUUGCAGGUGUCCCAAACCUUAACACUUUAAGACUAAUGGGCAACUGUGAACCUGACAGACUGGGAACAGUGAAGAGCCAAAAAUGCAGAGUCGAAAUUCACCGCGAUGCUUUCAAAAACCUUCAAAAUCUCACAUCUCUUUAUCUGUCAAAAAACAGCAUGACCUCCAUUCCUCUGUUACCUGCAAGUCUCCAGUUUCUCGAUCUUCAGCUCAAUUGCAUUAUUAAUAUUAUCCAUCCUUUAAACACGCCAAACCUUCACACACUCUUACUUAGCAAGAACUGUUUUUAUGCAAACCCCUGCAACCAGUCUCUUUACAUCAGCACAACAGUUUUCAGAGGGCUUCCUAACCUGAAAAAUCUGUCAUUAGGGUAUAAUAAUUUGACUUCUGUCCCUAAAGGACUACCACCAUCUCUGACAAGUUUGGAUCUAAGAGAGAACACAAUCACAGAAGUCUUAAAAGGAGCAUUUUCCCAUUUGACUGCCCUUGAGAACUUGAAUUUGGAGUGGAAUUGUCAACGCUGUGAUCACGCAGCACGCCCCUGUUUCCCCUGUCCAAACAAUCUCCCUCUUCAUCUGCAUCCAGAGGCAUUUUAUUUCGAGAACAGCUCCAUUUCUUUUUUAAGCUUGAGAGGAAAUUCUCUAAAAACAGUUCCUCCUGGCCUUUUCAAGCAUUUGAAAAAAUUAAAAGGCCUGGACCUUUCCGACAACCUUUUAGCAUAUGAAAUCCGAAAUGGGACUUUUUUUGAAGAGCUCACAGGCCUUACUUGGAUUAGUCUGAUCUACAACUAUGAACCACUAAAGACAUUUUCAGAACUGAUCCUGUCCCCGCACAUAAGCAAGAUAUCUGGUCUUCAAAGUCUCCUGCUAAGUGGCAACUUUUUCCUCAAACUUUCAAAUGACAGCUUUAAAGUUCUGUCUACACUACGGAAUCUGACUAAACUGGAGCUGAGAAUGAACUUCAUUAGUGCAUGUAACCUGACCUCCCUGAAAAAGUUAUCAUCUCUCAAAGAAGUUGACCUCUCCCAAAACAUGCUCAAUUUCCUUCCAUGCUGUUCAAAGUCCUCAUCUGGGAUUGUGGACCAGGAGACUUGUCAGAACCAGAACUUGUACACAGAUCAUGUUCACGAACAAAUUCCCAUCGUGGUAGAUCGAGAAAAGACAUCAAGAGCUGACACGUGGAAAUCCAACCAGCAAACUCUGCCCGAAACGGGAGAAAACAAUGAAUUUAAAAUACAACAACCAUGGGACUUUAAAAAAAAACUUUGCCAUCAAAAGCUUGAUUUUGAUCUGUCCCAGAACGACCUUAUGUCACUGAACAACAGGGUUUUUGUAGGGCUGGAGAAUGUAGGUUGUCUAGAUCUUUCUCUCAAUUAUAUGAGCCAGACAUUGAAAGGUGGGAUGUUUGAUGGCAUGAAAAAGCUGGUGUUUCUUAACAUGUCCUUUAAUAGACUUGAUCUUUAUAACGCACAUGCUUUCAGUGAGCUCAAGUCCACUCUGAAGCUAUUGGACGUUAGCAAUAAUGACUUUCAUUUUAAAAUGAGGGGCAUGGGCCAUAGUUUCAUGUUUCUUAAAAACCUAACAAGCUUGGAAGUGCUGAGUCUGGCAAACAACGGUAUUGGGAUGCGAAUAGAUCAGAGGCUGCUCAGCAAUUCUUUGAAGUACCUGUACUUUAGUGGAAACCACCUUGACAUCAUGUGGGGCUCUGACAACAACAAGUAUACCCACUUCUUUCAAAACCUGACAAAGCUCAUUUACCUGGACAUAUCAAACAAUGGUCUUAAAUCCGUCUCAGAACAACUACUGAUCAACCUUCCAGUAAGCAUCAAAGGUCUCAGCAUCAGCAACAAUUUACUUUAUUAUUUUCCCUGGCAAAACAUCUCAACACUUGGCAAUUUAUGCCACCUAAACCUGAGUAGAAACCUUCUGACUUAUAUGCCACCACAAGGAGCAGAUUUUGGACCUUCUUUUUCCCUUCUGGACCUCAGUCACAAUCAUUUCACUUUUAUUCCUGAGAAUUUCUUCAGCAAAGCUACGUCCUUAAGAUACCUAUACCUCAAUCACAAUCAGAUCAAGGCGUUGAGCAAUCAGCAUCUCCCUGCCCUCUUCAAAAAUGGGAGUUCUCUUCAUGAACUUACCCUGCAUGACAACCCCUUUCAAUGUUACUGCGACACAUCUUGGCUUGCAGAUUUCUUGCGCACCACCUCCAUUCAGAUUCCCCACCUGACCACUCAUGUACUCUGUGAAUUCCCAGAGUCCCAGCAGGGAAAAAGUCUACUGUUCAUGGACCAACGCUCUUGUCAGGACAUUUAUGGCAGCUUGGCCUUCCUGAUCUGUUCUUUUUUUACUAUAGUGCUCACUGUUGUACCUCUCCUGAAGCAUCUGUAUGGCUGGGAUGUGUGGUACUGCUUGCAGGUGCUGUGGGCUGGACAUAAAGGCUACUCUAAACUGCCUGGUAACGAUUCCUGUCAUCACUACGAUGCUUUUGUCGUGUUCGACACCAGGAACGGGGAAGUAAGGGACUGGGUCUACAAUGAACUGACUGUUAAUUUGGAGAAGUCUGGAAACCGGAGAUUUUGCCUUUGUUUGGAAGAAAGAGACUGGAUUCCUGGAAUUUCCUGCAUCGACAACCUACAUAUGGCCGUAAAGAACAGUGGGAAGACUGUUUUUGUGCUGGCUAAGGGUGCACAUGGAGCUGAGAUGAUAAAUGGUGUGAUGCAGCAGGCUUUCUUCAUGGUUCAGCAGAGGCUUCUGGAUGAGAAGAUGGAUACAGCCAUACUGGUUCUAUUGGAUGAGACGUUCCCGAAACUCAAGUAUCUUCAGUUGCGGAAGAGACUGUGCAGAAAGUCUGUGCUGUCCUGGCCAAUGAAUCCCAAGGCUCAACCUCUUUUCUGGAAUCAAAUGAGGGUUGCACUGGCAUUAGAUAACCUGAAACUGUAUGAUAGCAACAUGAGUGAAAGCUUUAUAUAAUAUUUUAGCAAACUCAGAAAAAACAAAAAGACUAUUUAACAUAACCAGGUAAAAAAUGAUUCCAUUUAUGUAGCUAUUUUGCUUUGUGGGACUUCUUUUGUUCGUACUGCCCUUUUUGUUUUAGACCAAUUGUGCUCUGUUGUACUUCCUGAAAAAAACCCAAUCAGAAGCAGAGGUCCUGCAGCAGGUAAACUGUUCUAGUCUUUUUAUAAUUCUCCAGGUUGCCCACACAAAAGCAAAUUUUGCUUGUUUUUAAAUAAAUAACGGCUUUAUUCAAAAUUGCAUCAAAUUGUAAAAUGUUUAAUAUGUUUCAGUACUUCUGGCUUUCAGGAUGCAUUUAAGUCUCCCCCUGUCUUGUGAUAUCACAGAAUGUAUUAGUUUCAUGUAACUUUAAUAGUUUGGAAGGAAUUUCUGGGUUUGAAACAAGAUUAAGAUUAUUUAAGGCUAGAAACUUGGAUGCAUAAUCGAUAAAAUAUAUGAAGAAGGGCUUCAGUGGCAUAUUCAAUCGAAAGCAUCCCCACCCUUAAUAUGACAAUUUCACUUCUCUCUGUUAUUUCAGAUCACAACCAACUUGAUUCAUGAAUUUUUUCAUGUUGCCGGGAAGAUGAUAACAGAAAAUUUAGAUGAUGCUUUUUCUGUAGAACCUGCAGUUCACUUUUAAUUCGUUUUAUUUUUAAAGCUUCCGGCAAUAUAAAAAUACCAACAUGAAAGUAACAAAUGGUCAACUUAAUUGCCUAUCUGCUGACUGAAAGCAUUGUAGGCUGCAGCUGCAGUUUCAUAUAAAGCUGUCUGAAAGUCUUGUUUUAAAGUGAAAGUCUUGUUUUUAAAUGUUAUUGUAUUUUAUGCCCAGCACUUUGAGUGACAUGUGUUGUUGUAAAAGUGCUAUAUAAAUAAAGGUUGAUUUGAUUUGAA